AUGCUAUCAAAUCCUAACGAUGGCUAGGUAAGAUCUGGAUCGUAAAAAUUGUCCUGCAAUCACCAGCUGCGUGGAACAGAAGAGAAAGUUAUGAAGAGGGAGUGUGGCCAUUAGCUCUAAAAUGGCAAGCAGUCGCAUAGAGUGCAUCUUCUUCAGUGAGUUUCACCCAACCUUGGGUCCCAAAAUAACUUACCAGGUACCUGAAGAGUACAUCUCCCGUGAACUCUUUGACACCGUCCAAGUCUACAUCAUUACGAAGCCUGAGCUUCAGAACAAGCUGAUUACAGUAACUGCCAUGGACAAGAAACUCAUUGGAUGCCCCGUCUGCAUUGAGCACAAGAAGUACAGCCGCAAUGCUCUGCUUUUCAACUUGGGCUUUGUGUGUGAUGCACAAGCCAAAACCUGCACCCUGGAACCCAUUGUCAAGAAACUAUCCAGAUACUUGACUACACUUGAGCUGGAGAGUGGAUUCAUUUCCAAUGAAGAUAGCAAAGCUAAACUGGUUCCCAUCAUGUCCAUUCUUUUAGAGGAGCUAAAUGCUAAGGGAGAGUGCACACUGCCUAUUGACGAGUCUAAUACAAUCCAUUUGAAGCUGAUUGAGCAGCGAAGGGAUCCCCAUAUUGUCCAGGAGUAUGAUGUGCCUGUAUUCACUGAAGACAAAGAGGAAUUUGUCAAGUUUCAGUGGGACCUCACCACACAGCAGAUCCUUCCAUACAUUGACGGAUUCAGGCAUAUUCAGAAGAUUUCAGCAGAAGCAGACGUAGAACUGAACUUGGUACGGAUAGCUGUGCAAAAUCUGCUAUACUAUGGGGUUGUGACUCUAGUGUCAAUAUUUCAGUAUUCCAAUGUCUACUGUCCUAUGCCAAAAGUUCAUAACCUGAUGGGUGACAAAACAUUGCAGGAAGAGUGUCUAGCAUAUGUCACAAAGACAGGUCAAAAGCGUGCUAGUCUACGGGAUGUAUUCCAGCUCUACUGUGGACUAAGCCCUGGCACAACUGUCAGAGACCUCUGCUGCAGAUACUCUCAGCAGCUGCAAAGAGUGGAUGAAAGGAAGCUGAUUCAGUUUGGACUGAUGAAGGGGCUGAUCCGCCGGUUACAGAAGUACCCAAUCAAGGUGGUCCAUGAUGAGAGGAGCCGCCCACCGCGACUUUAUACUGGUUGUCAUAGCUAUGAUGAGAUCUGCUGUAAGACGGGAAUGAGCUACCGAGAGUUGGAUGAACGAUUGGAAAAUGAUCCCAAUAUCAUUGUGUGCUGGAAAUGAGAAAUGCAUACAAAAGUGUGAAAAUGUUGCAAAAAUCCUGGUUCUCAUUUCCCUGAUAACAACAGACAACAAGAUGAUGGUAAAAUCUCAUUAAUACGGACCGUUCUAAGAAUCUUUGGAAACAACAUAUAGUGAGUGUACGGGGUUUGCUGCACAGCAACUUUAAUGGACUCGGGCAGAGAGGCAGUGGGUGUUUCACAUUUAGCUCCUUUUGACAAUUUGACAAUAACAAAUUCAGUUGGACGAUGACACUGUAUUUUUAGUGCACAUGGAGCUAAAUGCUAAGUAAAAAUAGUAGAUGCAAAAGUAUCUUCUUAAAACAGAUUCAGAAAAUUAAUGCAUCAUGUAAAAGGUUGCAAGUUGCUUAUCCUUUCAACAUAUGGGCAAGGAAUGAAGCAGCCGUGGAUGGGAUAAUGGUGUUCCAUUGCAGUGCACAAGUACACCCCCGUACAGUGAUAAUGGGGCAGUUUAGUCACCACUUACCUUAAAUGCAUGCCUUUUGAAGAAAUCAGAAUGUCAAAAGUGAACUGGUGUAUAUACAUAGGGGAAAUGUGCAGAUACCCCAAAAGCUCUGACCCAGGGUGUGGAAAUCAAGCCCAGUUUCCAGGAGAUGUGAAGCAGCAAUGUUAUUCACUGAGUCUGGCGUUUAUAGCAAGUUGGAGGCACUUCAUUCAGUGAACAGUCUUUACA
Erpetoichthys calabaricus (reedfish) is the source of this 1951-nucleotide messenger RNA. It is a transcript of the gene nprl2, whose product is annotated as NPR2 like, GATOR1 complex subunit. Gene Ontology annotation, cellular component: vacuolar membrane; GATOR1 complex. Gene Ontology annotation, biological process: cellular response to amino acid starvation; positive regulation of autophagy; negative regulation of TORC1 signaling. Gene Ontology annotation, molecular function: GTPase activator activity. The transcript is spliced from 11 exons. Bases 122 to 1261 code for a protein of 379 amino acids. The record is from RefSeq and is a predicted model, not a curated record. NCBI's taxonomy places the organism in Eukaryota, Metazoa, Chordata, Cladistia, Polypteriformes, Polypteridae.